AUGAAGUUCCUCAACCUCGCAGCCCUCGCAUCCGCCGUGGUCGCCCAAUCCGACCUCGCCAGCAUUCUCUCCUCCCAAUCCGACCUCUCUACGCUCGCCGAGCUCCUCGCUCUCGUCCCCGACAUCGCAGAGACUCUCGCAUCCGCCAGCAACAUCACCAUCUUUGCUCCCACCAACGAUGCAUUUGCCUCAGUCCCCCGAGACAUUCCCGAGGGAGAAGCUAUCUCUCAGCGCAACGACACCAUCGCCAUUGGUGCUCUGUUGUCAAACCAUGUCUUCAAGGGCUAUUAUCCUGCCAAGGUUGCUACGGAUAUUCCUGUGUUUGUGCAGUCGCUGCUGGAUUCGAGCUUCGUCAAUUAUCGUCAGCCGUUUGGCAACUUUACGGGUGGGCAGUAUAAUGGUAUUGUGAAGGAUGGCGAUGAUGUUGUUGUCAUCUCUGGGGAAGAGACUUUGUCCUAUGUGACUGAGGCCGAUAUCAAGGUGGGUGACUCGGCCAUCAUCCACAAAGUCGACAAGCCUCUCAGCUUCGGUCCUCCUCUCCAACUCUUUACCCGCCGCGACAACCUCCUCAACUUCAACGCCGCUCUCAACGCAGCUGAUCUUCCUUACAACUUCGGCAACCUGGACCGCGACUCCUCCACCCUCGUCAACAUCUCCGACUUCACCGUCUUCAUCCCCAACGACGCUGCCUUUGAGGCCAUUGGUUCAGUCCUCGAGAGCGCUGAUCUCAAGACUCUGCAGGAGGUGUUGAAAUACCACAUUGUCGAUGAUGUCCUCUUCUCAACUGAUCUAGCCAACGUCAGCGUUCCUAGUCUGCAGGGCGCUGAUUUGACGUUUACUGUUGCUGAGGAUGGAAGUGCUUGGGUGAAUGGUGCUAAGAUUCUCUUCACCAAUGUUCUUCUCUUCAACGGUGUCGCUCACGUUAUCGAUGGUGUCCUCAACCCUGCCGACGACCCCUUUGACCGUGCUGAUCUCAAGCCCGCUGCCGAUGCUGAUGACCGCCUUGCUUUCCCUGGCGCCACGCCCGUCUCCAAGCUCCCUUUCUCGGUCAUCAGCUACGUCGACGACAGCCAGCCUACUUACACCACCCCCGAGCUCCUCAAGACUCUGAAGGCCAUUGAUGUCUCAGCUCUUGCUACUGCCACGUCUACCGCUGAUGCUACCACUGGUGCUGGAGAGACUACUCCCACUCCUACCGGAGUUACUCCUGUUGUCAACGCUGCAAGCUCCAAGUUUGUCGCCGGAGGAGCUAGUCUUUUCGCUGUUGUCAUUGCUCUCCUGAUGGUUUAA
Messenger RNA from Fusarium subglutinans, 1290 nucleotides. Its product is annotated as transforming growth factor-beta-induced ig-h3. NCBI's taxonomy places the organism in Eukaryota, Fungi, Ascomycota, Sordariomycetes, Hypocreales, Nectriaceae. The transcript is spliced from 3 exons. The record is from RefSeq and is a predicted model, not a curated record. Bases 1 to 1290 code for a protein of 429 amino acids.